AUGGAUAUCUCCCGGCGGUUGCCGUCGCUGGACCCCCUGGCUAAGUUCCCUGGUCCUCGGUUGGCUGCUGCGACGGGACUCUAUGAAUUUUACUAUGAUGUGAUUCGUGAUGGUCAAUUCGUCUGGCACAUCGAGCGCCUGCAUCAGAAAUAUGGUCCGGUGGUGCGCAUCAAGCCGUGGGAGAUACAUGUGAAAGACCCGGACAACUACAACACACUGUAUGCGGGAGUGACGCGGAAGCGGAACAAGGACAGCUGGUUUACUUUCGUCGGAUGGCCUACCUCGAUAUUCUCGACAAAUGGACACGCGUUGCAUCGCGCUCGACGAAGUGUGUUGGGGCAGUUUUUCAAAAGGCAAGCGAUUCUGGAUGUGGAGCCGCUGAUUCAGAACAACAUCCGGGCUUUAUGUGGCCAUUUUCGCCGCGCGCAGAGGGGAAACUAUAGCUUAGAGCUCCAUACCGCAUUUCUGUGUUUUACGAGUGAUACCAUAUCGCAGUAUGCGUUUGGGAAACAAAACGGCUUUCGCACUCUGGAUCAAGCAGAGCUGAGUACGGCUUCCAAAACGAAGACGGUUUGUACGUUUGAGUUUGUUCAAAUAACAAGACAUUUACCCUGGCUUUUCAAGCUGGCGCAUGUCUUCCCUUGGCCGGCAAAACUCUUGAAUGCGGACUUCGUUGAAGCCUUGACACAGGAAAGAGAAAUUCAAAACAUGGUUCGCAAGGCCAUACAGGAACGUGGUAAGGGAAGCAGUGAGAAGCCUAUGCCGGUUUAUCCUGCGAUUCUAGAGAAUGAUAGGGUACCUGAAGACGAGAAAAGGUUCUCCCGCCUGGCUGAUGAUGCGAUUUUCCUGCUUCUGGCCGGGACCGAUGCGCCAGGAAGGGCCUUGGUCAUGGCUUUAUAUUUCAUAUUGCGGGACCCAGAGGUGCACGGAAAGCUUCGCGCUGAACUGUGUGCUUCUUGGCCAGAUGCUUCCAUGGAUUUAGAGCUUAUAGCAUCGGAAAAGCUACCUUAUUUCACUGCCGUGUUGAAGGAGGGACUUCGAUUGGGCCCCGUCGUCAGCACACGUCUGCCACGUGUCGCACCGGAUGAAAUCUUGCAAUUCCAUGGAUAUGAAAUUCCCCGCGGGGUUCCUGUGAGCAUGACCGCUUUCUUCAUCCUCCGUGAUCCUAAAAUCUUUCCCGAGCCAUUGCGGUUCAUCCCUGAGCGUUGGCUCUUGGAGCCAGAAGACUCACGAAAGUUGGAGCGGUACCUCGUCCCAUUUUCCAGGGGGACCUUGGGAUGUCUGGCUCCGAAUAUGGCCUGGGCAUGGCUGUAUUUGGUGCUCGGGACACUCCUGCGAAGAUUCGAGAUGAGACUGCACAACACGACGGAAGAGAAUGUCGAGGUGACCCGGGAUAAAUUCCUAGGGCAGACGGAGCGCGGAAAGAAUCGGGUUCAGAUUAAGGUGGUGAGGGAGUAUUCGUAA
Messenger RNA from Aspergillus costaricaensis CBS 115574, 1464 nucleotides. RefSeq names its product cytochrome P450. The coding region runs from base 1 to 1464 and encodes 487 amino acids. The record is from RefSeq and is a predicted model, not a curated record. The transcript has 6 exons. Lineage: Eukaryota; Fungi; Ascomycota; Eurotiomycetes; Eurotiales; Aspergillaceae. Gene Ontology annotation, molecular function: iron ion binding; oxidoreductase activity, acting on paired donors, with incorporation or reduction of molecular oxygen; heme binding.